AUGUCCGAAACCCCGUUGUUCAAGCCUGAGAAGGACUACACCAAAGACGCGGACAAAAUCCUCCCGGAAGCGAUAGCCUUAGCAAAGAAAGAUGUUCAAAAAGGCAUUGAUAAGAUUCUUCUUCUUGAGAAACAAGCUAGACAGUCCUCAGAUCUUGCCACCACAUCAAGAUGUUUAGAAACAAUUGUCACAAUCUGCAAAGAUGCCAGCGACUGGAGUUUACUCAACGAACAAGUCCUCCUUCUAUCCAAGAAACAUGGUCAACUCAAGCAAGCCAUCACCAAAAUGGUCCAGAUUGUCAUGGGCUUCCUCGAUGAUACUCCCAACCUAGACAUAAAGCUCAGCGUUAUCGAAGCAUUGCGGACGGUUACCGAGGGCAAGAUCUUCGUCGAAGUCGAGCGCGCACGUAUCACACGGAUACUAUCGGACAUCAAAAAAGAGCAAGGAGACAUCAAGGCUGCAGCGGACAUUCUUACGGAGCUUCAAGUCGAGACAUUUGGUUCAAUGAGCAGAAGAGAGAAGACAGAAUUCAUUCUCGAACAGGUGGCCUUGUGUAUACAAAACGACGAUUGGGUCCAAGCCGGUAUCCUGAGCCGAAAGAUUAGCACCCGUUAUUUCGCACGAAAGCCUAAAAAGACCUCCGAGCAGAUUGAGAAGGACAGGAAGGCGCGGGAAGAGAAGGAAAAGAAUCGCUCAGCAGACGAGCCACCGCCAGAGAAAGAUGAUGAUGUGACAGAUCUGAAACUGAGAUACUACGAGCAACAAAUCACGCUUGCCAAACACGAGGACAAGUAUCUUGAUGUGUGCAAGCACUAUCGACAAGUUCUCGACACAGAGUCAGUUGAGAACAACCCAGAACAACUCCAUGCAGUCCUGCAACGAGUCAUCUACUUCGUCCUUCUUGCGCCGUACGACAAUGAACAAUCCGACCUCCUGCACCGGAUACAGCUGGACAGUCGGAACGCCGAAAUUGCCAAGGACGCCGCUCUCCUGAAACAAUUCACCAUCCCAGAACUCAUGCGCUGGCCCAUGGUAGAAGAACAAUACGGAGAGCACCUGACCAACACCGACAUCUUUUCAAAGACCACCGAGCCAACGGAUCCAAAAGCACACACUCGAUACGAAGCCCUGAGACACAGAGUCAUCGAACACAAUGUGCGCGUGGUGGCGAAAUACUACACCCGAAUCACGUUCCCCCGGCUGACCCAGCUGCUCGACCUUUCGGAAGAAGAGACGGAGAAGUACAUAUCAGACCUGGUGACGAAGAAGACGGUGUAUGCGAGGAUCGACCGCCCUGCGCGGGUCGUUAAUUUCGAGGUCAAGCGUGGUCCGGACGAGGUGCUUGACGAAUGGGGCAGCAGCAUGAAGGGGCUUCUUGGGCUGCUGGAGCGUGUAGGACAUCUCAUGCAAAGAGAGGAGAUGAUGGCUCGUAUCCAACCUGGCACCAAGGAAGAAGGGCGAAAGAGCGCCAAGGCAUAG
This is a messenger RNA of Exophiala aquamarina CBS 119918, 1479 nucleotides long. Its product is annotated as 26S proteasome regulatory subunit N5. The coding region runs from base 1 to 1479 and encodes 492 amino acids. NCBI's taxonomy places the organism in Eukaryota, Fungi, Ascomycota, Eurotiomycetes, Chaetothyriales, Herpotrichiellaceae. The transcript is spliced from 4 exons. Gene Ontology annotation, cellular component: nuclear proteasome complex; proteasome regulatory particle, lid subcomplex; cytoplasm. The record is from RefSeq and is a predicted model, not a curated record.